AAUGUGGGAGGAUGGAGACCUCGAAGACACUUCCGGCGUGUUUUUCGCUCGUGCGGGCGGGUACUCGUGGCCUUUGCCAUGGAGGAGCUACGGUUGCUGCCGAGACACGCUCGAGAUUUUGCUUCGUCGGAGUAUUGGGAGCGGUUCUUUCGGGAGCGAGGCGAACGCGCCUUUGAGUGGUAUGGAGAGUGGCCAGGACUCCGAUCGACUUUGGGGCGGUACCUGCGCCCUAGGGACUCGAUUCUUGUUGUUGGCUGUGGCAAUUCAGAAUUAAGCGAGCAGCUCUAUGAUGAAGGGUAUCACAAUAUCAUCAGUGUGGACAUUAAUGAGCUGGUUGUCAAGCAGAUGCAGGAACGUAGCACACAUCUGAGACCCAAAAUGGCUUACAUGGUCAUGGAUGUACUGCAAAUGGAUUUCCCGGAUGGGCAUUUCCAGGUGGUGUUUGACAAAGGAACUCUUGAUGCCCUCCUGACUGAUGGAGAAGAAACCACUCUGAAACAAGCAGAAAGAAUGUUUGCUGAAAUUGGCCGUGUCCUGCAGUUUGGGGGGCGUUACCUGUGUGUCUCCUUGGCACAGGCACAUGUAUUAAAGGCAGCUGUGGAAUAUUUCUCUCAGGAAGGUUGGAUGGUUCGAAUACACCAAGUGUCUGGCCAGGCAGCCGGCACUUCAGAGCAAAAAUUUGCUUUGCCUGUCUUUGUUUAUGUUAUGACAAAGAUCAGGCUGGUCCCAGGCUCUGCUUUAUGCAUUUUGGAGCUGUGUACAGAAGCACAAGAGAAGCCUGCCCGGUUCAAGAACAGUGAGCAUCUGAUCGAUGCAGUGAAGGAGAGGCAGCACUACUCUCUGCUGCGGAGCCAACUCAAUAAGAACUCCGGUGUAGGGACAAUCUCUUUGGAUCUCUGCAGCAAAGACACUGGCCAGGCCCGGUAUACUUUAUAUGUAGUGCAUAGCCCAAAGGUGAAAGUGUCACGUGACAAACAAUUUGCCAUCUUUAUCAUACCACAGGGCAGAGAAACUGAGUGGCUCUUUGGUACAGAGGAAGGACGGAAGCAGUUGGCUAUGAGUGCAGGAUUCUGGCGUCUGGUAACUGUGGCCUUGCAUAGAAAUCAACACUAUGACAAUAUGGGAGCCAUCCAGGCAGAGCUGUCAGAAAAGGUGAUGGAACUGGCCCCCCUUGGUCUUCCAGCCCAGCAGCAGGUGCCCUUUCUGUCUGUGGAUGGAGACAUUGGGAUCCGUACCAUCCAGCAUCAUGAUACUAGUCCUUUUAGUGGGGAAUAUGUUAUUGAGGAUGUGAAAGGAGAUGAUGCCUGCUAUUUCCGCCGCCUUAUCUUCCUCAGCAACAGGAAUGUAGUGCAGUCAGAAGCAAGACUUUCAUCCAGGGUAUCCCACAAAGGUAAUAAGCAGAAACAAAAGCAGAAGAAGAAAGCGGCCUCCAGAGACCAUUUCAAACCUGAUGCUGAAGCAGGCAAUCAGGCCAUUGACAAAAGCUACUUGUGUUGCGCUCACCACAGAGCUAUGGUUGCAGGACUAUGUCUGCUGAAAAGCCCUGAACACCUUCCAAAGGCCCAGAUCCACAUGCUAGUGAUUGGCCUGGGUGGUGGCAGCCUUCCCCUCUUCCUCCAUGACCACUUCUUACAGUGCUAUAUUGAUGUAGUAGAGAUUGACUCUGCCAUGCUGAAAGUGGCUACGCGCUGGUUUGGUUUCUCACCAGGAGACAGACUCAAAGUCCACAUUGCAGAUGGCUUAGUUUAUGUUACCAGUCUUACAGAGGAAGCUUCAUCAUCUUAUGAUGUAAUAAUGUUUGAUGUGGACAGCAAGGACUCAUCUUUGGGAAUAAGUUGUCCACCACCAGCCUUUGUGGAGAAAACUUUUCUUCAGAAAGUGAGGACCCUUUUGAAAACAGAAGGCAUUUUUAUUCUCAAUCUGGUGUGUCGAGACUCCUUACUUCAAGAGUCUGUUUUGGCUGCCCUCAAAGAGACUUUCCCUUUACUUUAUACCCGGAAGAUUGAAGGGGAGGUAAAUGAGAUCAUCUUUUGCCAACAGCAGGACAAACUCAAAUUAUCUCCCAGAGACCUGCAACAGAAAGCUCAGAUUUUGGAGAAGGCACUGCGGCAACCUGGGCAAGAAUGGGAUAGCACUUAUGUCCUGGCAGAUAUGCUAGAAACAAUAAGACUGCUUUGAGGACCUAUGUAUUCCUUGUCACAGCUGGAGUUGGAGAGAAGAAAUACAGUCCACUACAUUCUGAGGGUACUGUGUUAUACCAGUUGCACGUCCAUAUUUGCAUACUGGACAGUGAUUGGCCAUCAGCAGAAAAGUGGGAGGAAUAGAAAAUGCCCAUUCUUUUAUGACUGAAUUGGAAACCCUUUCAUAGAGAGAUUUUGAUUUUGAGAUGAGGAGAUGCCAUAAAAUGCUUCUCUGGAGCAAAUCCUUGCUUUAGAUUUGCCUGUUUUGUGUGGUAACAUCGGCUGCAGACGAAGAAUACCCCUUUGUUUAAAAUCUUUAAAAGCUUCUGUUUUAUAUUUCAUUACAAAUAUAAGGUAAAGCGAAAAAGAAAGUGGAAUUUCAGAAACUGAUAUUUCUGAAUACAAGAUGGAUCAUAGUAUUUAUAAAAAAGAAAGAACAACCGAUGAAGUAGAUCACUAUUUCAGUUUUAUAGGAAAGUGCAAUAUUUGAGAGAAUCCCUUUGAAAGUCUAUCUUGUAUACAAAGAUGUUUGAGUUUGUUCCAGUGACACUGUCUCUUGCACCAUACUUGUGAAUGCCUUUCGGACACUUUUAUGGGAUAAGGGCGAAGCCCUUAGAAAGUAGAAUUCUCUAGUUAUAUUUUGCAUCAUCGUCUGAGACACCACUGUCCAGACAGAAGCUUCCCUCUAUUGUUUCUGGGCCUCUGUGACAUGAUCUAUUGUGUAAUUUGUAAAGCAAGAAUUGAUGACUUAGGAAACAUGGAGGAGGAGCAAAAAAAUUCUGAAAGCUGCCAAAAUUGUAACAAAGGAAAAUAUAGUAUAGCCAGGCUUUACAUUAAAGAAUAAAAGGAAGAAAAAAGUUUAUCAAGAUAAAAUUUAUUUUAUCUGUAUGCUUCACAGUCACUUCAAAGUGGCUGUGGCUGGCUUAUGAAAAUGUAGAAUUAAAUUAAUACACUCACAAUUUUGAACUGCCUUAAAUUAGGUAUCAAGCAAGGUCACUGUGACAUAGUGCAUGCUUUUACUUAAGGUAGAGUCAAAGAGCGUGGGCGCAAUGAAAAAGUGUUAUUUGGCUUGCCAAAGCAGCUCUUCUUGGCUAGUAAGAUGGUGUUAGAUCUUGUUCAGCUUGUCAGAAAAAUAAAUGCCUGGUUUUUAUUCUUCA
Messenger RNA from Python bivittatus (Burmese python), 3337 nucleotides. It is a transcript of the gene METTL13, whose product is annotated as methyltransferase 13, eEF1A N-terminus and K55. NCBI's taxonomy places the organism in Eukaryota, Metazoa, Chordata, Lepidosauria, Squamata, Pythonidae. The record is from RefSeq and is a predicted model, not a curated record.